AUGCAGCAACAGCAGAUUCAGGAACGAAAUGCAUCAUUCGCUUUAUUAAAUAAAGCAGAAACAUUAUGCAAUACAUGGCAUCGAAUACAAUCCAAAUCACUACUUUUAUUACAAUCUAUAAGUAAUAUUAUCGCACAGCGAUAUGCUGUAUUAGAUCAAAUGUCAACUCUAGAAAUACAUGAUGUUAAUCCUUCGCGUCUGAUGUUUAAACAAACUGAAUCCAUGGAGAAUUCCAUUGCUAAUCUUUAUUCUACUUUGGACUUGUUUGAAAAAGUAACAGAUGACUGGUAUCGAUUAGAACAUGAAGCUAUUCGACACGUAUCAAAAUCAUUAAAUCAGCCCUUCCUCACAAAGCCACAACCUAUUUCUACCCAUUCACUCAUACAGGUUACUGCAGUGACACCAGCUCAGACACAUGAUAUAAUCAGCCGGUUAUCUUACAUGUAUAAAAAUGAGUUUACCCACAAGGUGACACUAUUAUCUUCAUUAUCCUCAAGUGUCUCAACUCAGCGUCAGAUUCAAACUUUGAUUGAUUGUUGGAAUCUAGAAUCAAAUAUAGAUUCUUCUAUUGAAACAGAAAUGGUUGAGCGUAUAAAGUUAUACAAAACUGUAAAGAAAGUUUUAGAAUCUGUAGACUAA
Messenger RNA from Cokeromyces recurvatus, 639 nucleotides. RefSeq lists its product as uncharacterized. The transcript has a single exon. Lineage: Eukaryota; Fungi; Mucoromycota; Mucoromycetes; Mucorales; Mucoraceae. The record is from RefSeq and is a predicted model, not a curated record. Bases 1 to 639 code for a protein of 212 amino acids.